Messenger RNA from Penicillium bovifimosum, 1965 nucleotides. RefSeq lists its product as uncharacterized. The transcript has 2 exons. The record is from RefSeq and is a predicted model, not a curated record. Bases 1 to 1965 code for a protein of 654 amino acids. NCBI's taxonomy places the organism in Eukaryota, Fungi, Ascomycota, Eurotiomycetes, Eurotiales, Aspergillaceae.
AUGGCUGACGUCGAUAGCGGCAAUGAGGACAGUAUCCCUCAACCCCUUGACGUGACAGCUGACCCUUUGAAUCACAAACCCGCUCUCCGCAACCCAAACACCUCGAUCCCGUCUGUUAACCAGCCAAUCCGCUUCGCCGACGAAAGCGACAGUGAUGAUGAAGACGAGAAACCCUCUCAUCAGGGACAUGGUCUGCCAGAGAUCGCGAUGAUGAAACUGCAGAAGGUGAAGGCACUCGAGCACAACGACGCCGACCCCCGCGCUUGGAAGCAAGCUAUCGUUUACCAGCUGAUCCCCUACGCUGGGGAGUGGCUGCUUGACAGUGACAUUCCCCGCCCAGAAAAGUCGCACCCCUCAUACGAGAGAUGGAAGUAUUGGUCCCGUCUGAUUGCCAGUUGGAUGUACGGACAGAUCAACGCCGUUCUCCAAAGCAAGAUUCGCAACCUGUUGAAAACGCCAAACGACAAGCUGCAGACAGCGUUUCUGGAAAUGCGGAAGUUCGACAAAUUGAAGCGUUCGGACUACAACUCGGCAAGCGAGUAUAUUGAGGAGUACCAGAAACAGUACCACGUGCUAGCCAGAUUCAAAGCAGCACCCCACCCAGCCCAUGCUCUGUCACAGGUUCUGCAAAACCUAGAAUCGGAAGUAAAAAAGGUCAAUUUCAUCACGGAGGAGGUUGGCAGCUUAGAGCCCAAGAAGAUGACCCUGGAAAAGGUCGAGGAAUACUGGCGUGCACUGCAAGCAGCAGCUGACAUGGAAGGUGUCACAAGCGCAGCUCACAAUGCCGGCCGAGGUGGCCGUGGUGGGAACCGGGGUGGUCGUGGAGGAAACCGAGGUGACCAUAGUGGUCACAACAACGGCAACGACAACACCCAGUCCGCCAAAGACAUCAAUGCUAUCGACAGCAACAACAACAAGAAGAAAGGUCUUCGGAGGCAGCCCGCUGACGAUAAAGAUAUUCAUGACUACGCUCGUGAGAUGCGCAAUGGCACACAGCAGGACGACAACAACAUGUGCGCUUUCUGCGGAUUUGGUCCGCACGCUGCCAAGAAGUGCGCUUAUCUCAACGAAAACCCUCCACCUUCAUGGGAACCCUCAGGAAACCUCUGGGCUUAUUCGAAAGCAAUACAGAGAGCUCAGCGAAACACAAAAGGCCAAAGCAACAUGGUUGUCGCCGCGGCAAGCUCGGUAGAUAGGACAAACGACUGGUUGCUAGAUACUGGCUCUAGCAAGACUCUCACACACGAUCUAGGGGAUUUUCAAACUUACCAGACUGAUCACCCUGACCUCGCCUAUGUGUACAAAGACUAUUCCGGCAAGACGGUAGUCACACUAGGACAUGGAGAGAUUAUCGUGUAUGCAGCUCUGCCAAACGGGAAAACCCACUCCUUUAUGACGACUGGAUACUACAGCCCCGGAGGACAUGGGAAGCUCUUCGGCAUGCAGAUGCUUCUGGACGAACAAGGCAUUUCCUGCGACACUCGCACAAAGCAUCUGUCAAAUGGAAAGGGAGAGGUUGCGGGAUACGCGGAUACUACUUCUGGCGUCCCAUACCUUGUUAGUCCGAAAGAACAAGACCCCGACGAGGUUCUAUCUGACUCUGAUUCGGACAAUGAUGAUAUUGACGUCGUCAACAAGGUGACAGCUUACGAAGUGCAUCGACGUCUCGGUCAUGCCGGAAAAGCUCGCAUUGCGUCUACUCUGCAGCAUGCAGAGCAGCUGGGUGAUCAUGAGCAGUACGGUACAGAGCAUUUCGACUGUGACGCCUGUUUUCAAGGCAAGGCAUCAAAGGAAAAAGGGCUGAAGCUCUUCGCUCCAGAGCGUGGGGGCAGCUAUGAUGUGUCAACGUGCGCCCUCUUCCAGAUGAUAUCAAGGAAUAUUGUGUGCAAGAUGUUCAAUUUCUACCUAAGCUAUGGGUCCAGUACCAGGGGAAGAUAUCGUCUUUUUGGACUAAAAGGGUUAUGA